UUCGAAGAUUGGAAAAAACCGUUGGCAGAAGUGUAUAAUAUCUCAAGGGGAUUACUUUGAAGGGGGAAAAAUAGAUAUUCAUGAAUAAAUAAAUAAUUUUUGAAAAACACACAAAAUUUGCGAUACUUUUUGAACACACCUCGUAUAAUGUCGCGUGAUAUUCGUACUGAAAAGUAGUUUUCACUUUCCAAACAUGCAGUCGAUUACCUACACAUCGCCAAAUAACAAAUAUUGUUAAAACAGAAACGUGAUUUAGUUUACAGCUGCAUUACAAAUACACAUUUAUGGAAUACUCCAAUAUCACACACAUGUGCACGUCCGCCAAUGUAAAAUCUGUACGAAUACAUACAUAUGUACUUAUGCCAGCGUAGCUUUGUUUGCCAUGAAUGACGGAAAAUAUUUGCCUUUAAACAAUUCAAAAUUAUUACGGCUUGCAGUUACAGAUGCUUAAGUAGAGUAGUAGACACAAGCCCUCAUAUAAAUACAUAUACAUAUGUACCAUACAAAUAUUUAAUUUUUAGUAUUUUUUAAUCACAAGUAUGGUGUUUUUAAUAAUAAAUUUUUAUAAAAAAUGUCUCCAGCUUUAUACAACGACCAGACUGUUUUGGAUUAUUGUUAUAGGCAUCUCAUGUUGGAAUAUGACAGUAAUUUGUAUUUUAAUGUUAAAAAGGUUUCUUUCCGAUUCUAUAAGUAUAAGUGUCGAAACUUCAUUUCUACACUGGAAUAUUACGUUCCCAUCUGUAUCAAUUUGUUUAUCUAAAAGUCGGUCUAAUGUGGAAAUUAUGCGCUUUCUGAAUGAAAAGAAUAUUAAUUACAUAAAAAAUAUUCAUAAUUAUUUGUUCAUCACACCGACUAACAUUAAUACCAAAGAGGAUUACUGCCGAGGCUUCAACUCAACCUGUGGAGUAAAUAUUCAUAUUGCAAGAAAACAAUUGCUUACACAAUUCUGCGAAUCCAUUAUAACAGAUAUCACAUUUUUGGAACAUAAACAACACAACUGCGCCAAAAUAUUUAAAUUUCAUGAUCUUGAAAUGGGUUAUUGCUUUCUAGCCAAUAAUUUUAUGGAUUAUCGCAAUUUAGAUGAGUUGCCGUUACGACUUAGCCCGUUUGAAGCGAGGAAAUCAUUAAAACUAUUUCUAAAACAAGAAUCACUUUGGAAAUACGAGAUGUAUGUACAUAGCAACGAGGAUAUACCAUAUUUCGGGUUACUUUCACAAACUUUAGGGCAGGAUCAUAUAAGGUAUACUUAUAAUAUGGAAGAAAUGCUAAAUAGCUUGGCAGUAAAUGAUGAAAGCUUUGAAAAAAGAAAAUGCAAGUUUCCACACGAAACAAUUUAUGGAUCCACUUAUCACUACAGUUUUUCAACAUGCAUGUCUGAUCUCAGAGUUAUUUUGGAGUUAAAAUACUGUAAUUGCACAUUAUUCACAUCUCCGAUAAAAUAUUUCAAUUAUUUCUGUGAUUUUCGUGGAAUGUCAUGUAUAUCCAAAGUGGAUAUAACUUUUAAGGCAAAACAAAUCGCUAGAGAAAAAUAUGUAUGUUAUCCGUCGUGUUCGGAGCAGAAGAUUCAGUUUGUUGGAGAGCUGUAAUUAUUUUAUAAUUAAAAUAUGUUCAAAUCUAACUAAUAUAUCUGUAAAACUUAAAUAUAUUUUCAAAGGUAAAACACAUAUUAACCGAUUACAUUACACUAGAGUCUACCUAUCUUUGCAGUAAUUUUAGAAACCUUUUGAAUUAGUCAUCUUUACAAAACAAGUUAUAUACUUCUUACAAUGUACCGCUAAUUUAAGUUGCAUCUACAAAUGCCUAGUCAGAUAUUUUGCCGUUUGAAAAACAGUUUUUUUUUUUUAAUAUUGUUGCGAUUGGUCUUCACCCAAUAUUACAAAUAUCCUAUUUUUUAACUAUAUAAAAAAUUUGAUUAAAAUUUAAUUAAAAAUGUAUACAUAUCAAAGGGAAUCUAGUAAAAUGUUAUACAAAUCAUGUCAUAAUUUAGCUUUAAAAUAGGUAAAACGAUUCAUAACUGUAUAUGUAGGUACCGUAAGAGUAAAAUACUUUAAUUUAGUAAUAUUCUAAGUUCAUUCAUAUGUAUUUAGAAUAUAUAAUGAUUGUUGAUUUGUUAA
Molecule: messenger RNA, 2114 nt
Organism: Bactrocera dorsalis (oriental fruit fly)
Lineage: Eukaryota; Metazoa; Arthropoda; Insecta; Diptera; Tephritidae
Gene: ppk29
Product: pickpocket protein 11
Exons: 9
Coding region: 540-1586 (348 amino acids)
Biological process (GO): sodium ion transmembrane transport
Cellular component (GO): membrane
Molecular function (GO): ligand-gated sodium channel activity
Source: RefSeq, a predicted model, not a curated record